Molecule: messenger RNA, 420 nt
Organism: Thlaspi arvense
Lineage: Eukaryota; Viridiplantae; Streptophyta; Magnoliopsida; Brassicales; Brassicaceae
Source: the annotation of a GenBank genome assembly
AUGACAUUCGCGAGAAUGGGAGAUGUCGCAAAACUUGAUGCUUUUUUUGAAUGGUUAAGUUCAAACCCUAAAGUUAGGGUAGCUUCUAAGAUAAUCAGUCGAUUCACGGAUGACAUUUCUAGCUACGAGUUUGAACACAAAAGGGAGCACGUAGCAACGGGUAUUGACUGUUAUAUGAAGCAAUUUGGUGUUUCCAAGGAACGAGCCGUGGAAGCAAUUGAAACCAUUGUUUCAAAUUCAUGGAAAGACUUGAACCAAGAGCUAAUGAGGCCUCACUCAUGUCCUUUCCCUCUUUUGAUGAGAGUUCUUAACCUUUCUAGGGUCAUUGAUGUAUUCUAUAGGUACCAAGAUGCUUACACCCACCCCAAGUUCUUGAAAGAGCACAUCAAAUCUUUGUUCAUUGAUAAUAUACCCAUUUGA